This is a messenger RNA of Dromiciops gliroides (monito del monte), 756 nucleotides long. It is a transcript of the gene ODF1, whose product is annotated as outer dense fiber of sperm tails 1. Gene Ontology annotation, cellular component: outer dense fiber. The coding region runs from base 1 to 756 and encodes 251 amino acids. The record is from RefSeq and is a predicted model, not a curated record. The transcript is spliced from 3 exons. Lineage: Eukaryota; Metazoa; Chordata; Mammalia; Microbiotheria; Microbiotheriidae.
AUGGCUGCACUAAGUUGUCUGUUGGACAGUGUGAGAAGGGACAUAAGGAAGGUGGACAGAGAACUCAGGCAAUUGAAAUGCCUCGACGAGUGCACACGUUGCCUCUGCGACUUAUAUGUGCAUCCUUAUUGCUGUUGUGAUUUACAUCCAUACCCGUAUUGCCAGUGCUAUACAAAGUGCUCACGCGUUUGUGGGCUGUGUGAUCUAUAUCCUUAUUGCCUGUGUGAUAUCAAGUUAUUCUGUCUUCGACCAUCAAUCAGAAGUUUGGAGAGGAAAGCCAUUAAAGCCAUUCUGGAUGAAAAGAAAGAACUGAUCAAACUAAGAAGAACAACAAACAAGAUUCUGGCAGCAUCCUGUUGCAGUAGUAACUUACUAGGGUCAGUGAAUGUGUGCGGCUUUGAGCCCGACCAAGUCAAAGUCAAAGUGAAAGAUGGAAAGGUGUUUGUGUCAGCGGAACGUGAGAAUAGAUACGAUUGCCUAGGAUCGAAAAAAUACAGCUACGUGAACAUCUGCAAAGAGUUUACCUUGCCCCCAUGUGUGGAUGAGAAAGAUGUGACUUAUUCUUAUGGACUUGGCAGUUGUGUGAACGUUGAAGCCCCUUGCAACCCAUGCCUUCCAUGUGGUCCAUGCGACCCUUGUAAUCCAUGCAAUCCUUGCAACCCAUGCAACCCAUGCAACCCUUGCAAUCCGUGCGAUCCGUGCGAUCCAUGCUAUCCAUGCGGAAGCCGAAUUUCCUACCGGAAGAUCAAAAUUUAG